Purpureocillium takamizusanense is the source of this 1360-nucleotide messenger RNA. RefSeq lists its product as uncharacterized. Lineage: Eukaryota; Fungi; Ascomycota; Sordariomycetes; Hypocreales; Ophiocordycipitaceae. The transcript is spliced from 2 exons. Gene Ontology annotation, molecular function: hydrolase activity. The record is from RefSeq and is a predicted model, not a curated record. The coding region runs from base 227 to 1339 and encodes 370 amino acids.
CUGCAUGUGGAUAGUUUACAUUGAAUAUUGCCUCGUUAUCAUCAACAAAAGCAGACGGUAGCACAACAGCAAUACCUACAACAGCCAUUCCAAGCAUUCUAUUGAACCCCGCAAGACUCGCAUUGAAGCGGCAUCACCCCGUCCUUCUUGCCUUUGAGCGCAACAACAACUCAACACAUUCAUAUUCGCCAGAGUCACACGCAGACAGCCACAGCCAUCAUCCAGAAUGUCAAAAUCAACAACACCGCCGGCGCCGGCCAUGCCAACAAGUGAGAUAUUCAACGACUUUGACAUUAUCAGCGAGCCCUACGUCACGCGCGAGAACCAUCCCAUCCUCGCACACGUCCUCAUCCCCAAGGACAUGGACCCGGCGCCCCCGGGCCCGCGCCCCGUCAUCGUCAACUGGCACGGCGGCUACCUCAUCGCCGCGCACGGGCUGUACGCGCCCUUCUUCCCGCAGUUCGUCCUCGCCCUCGCGCGCAAGCACGCGGCCGUCAUCGUGUCCCCGGACUACACCCUGCUCCCGCACGCCGACGGGCUCGCCGCCGUGCAGGACGACGUGCGCGCUUUCCACGGCUGGUUCACGACGGCGCUUGGCCCGCUCCUUGUCGCCACCGCCACCGCCAACACCACCGAUGAAAAGCAGGCGACGACGACGACGACGACGAUGGCGACGAUAACGCCCGACCUCUCGCGCGUGCUCCUCAGCGGCGGCUCCGCCGGCGGUUACGUCGCCACGAGCCACGCGCUCGCCUUCCCCGACGCCUUCCGCGGCCUGGCCCUCACGUACCCCAUGAUCGACUUCGACACGGAGUGGUGGCGCCGCGGCAGCCAGGCCGUCGGCGCGCCCAACCCAGGCCGCGUGCCGGACGCGGCGUUCCCAGCAGACGUGACGACUGUGCGAGCGCGCAUCGAGCGGGAGCACACUGCCACCGCACUCGGCUCGCGUGUCUCGGCGGCGGCAGACGACGAGCGCCUAGGGUUCGGGUCGGAGAUUGCGCGCGCGGGGCUCUUCCACGACGUCUUCAACCCCGAUGGGAGGCUCGACGGCGACGAGUCGGUGUGGAUCAACAGGCGCAUCGCGGGGGGCAGCGGCGAGUCGUUGUUGCUGCCGCCGCGGGUGUGGGUGCUGCAUGGCGAUGCCGACUCGGCGGUGCCCGUCGAGACGUCUGUGUCUUUUGCCGAGACGAUGGAGCGGCAGGGCAGGCCGGUGCGGCUGGACGUGAUCGCGGGCAUGGACCAUGGGUUUGACCUGUUUCCCGGCCAGGGCUGGAAAGGCCCGGACGACCCCGUGAUUCUAGAGGCUACUGCAUGGCUGGCUGAGGAGUGGCUGCGAUGAGGAUGGCUGCAUGGAAAAGAC